Molecule: messenger RNA, 3645 nt
Organism: Salmo salar (Atlantic salmon)
Lineage: Eukaryota; Metazoa; Chordata; Actinopteri; Salmoniformes; Salmonidae
Source: RefSeq, a predicted model, not a curated record
GGAACGCUGCUUUCAACAGCAACAACAGUUCGUCAACCACCUCGGUGUCUUGCUACACAAAAUAGUCGAAACAAGAAAGCUCUUUAGACGAUUUAGUGUAUAUUAGCCACUGUGUUUUAAACCCACUUCUGUCGUCAAAUUAGUUAUCCGAUUUAUUUUGAUAUUUACGGUGUUGUUAUUGGUCAGCUAGCGGGCUGGUUAAAUUAGCAUUAGCCUAGCUAGCUAACAUCUCCGACCAUGAGCUCACAAAGCUACUCUUCUCCUGCUAAAGAAGAGGUCUGCUGGACGGAGAAAGAAACUCUCGUGAAAGAGGAGGAGGAAGAGGAGGCUGUUACAAUACAAAAACAAAUAGAGGUUGUGGCUGUUACCGUGAAGGAAGAGGAAGACGCGUUCAGAGUGAAAGAGGAGGAGGAUGUUACAGUAAAAGAAGAGGCGGCAGAGAGAGAGGAGGAUGCAGUUUAUGGAGUGAAAGAGGAGGAGGGGGAGAUGACUGUCACAUCGAAAAGGGAGGAGGAGGAAACUGGAUAUCUGGGCUCGGUUUCCCAAAGGCAACUUAUGCCGUCCAAUGGUUCUAACAAUGAAGUUAGCCGUGAAACGGUUUUGAAAAACCGGGCCCUGAUUAACACUAGAGAGAGACAGGACUAUCGUGGAUCCUCUGGGGAGCCUCAACAACAUCAUGACGCUAACGAGGCAGAGAAGAGUCUCUCCACAUCAGAACAUCUCAAACACCAGCAGAGACCCUCAGGGAAGAAACCUCACCACUUCUCUGACUUUAGAAAGAGUUACUCAAGAUCAUAUUCACUAAAAGUACACCAAAGAAUUCACAAAGGAGAGAGAACAUAUCGCUGUAGUCAAUGUGGAAAGAGAUUUGCUCACUUAAAAACACUAAUAUUACACCUGAGAAUACACACAGGGGAGAAAUGUCACAGCUGCUCUGAUUGUGGGAAGAGAUGCACCUCUUUAGUCACCCUUAAAAUACAUCAAAGAAUCCAUACAGGAGAGAAACCUUAUAGCUGCUCUGACUGUGGGAAGAGGUUUUUUUGGUCAGGACAUUUAAAAUCACACCAGAGAAUACACACGGGAGAGAAACCUUAUAACUGUGACCAAUGCGGGAAGAGUUUUACUCAGUCAAACAACCUGAUAUCACACCAGAGAACACACACAGGUGAGAAGCCUUACCACUGCUCUGAAUGCGGUAAGAGUUUCUCAAGAACAGAUACACUAAAAGUACACCAGAGAAUCCAUACAGGAGAGAAACCUUAUAGCUGCUCUGACUGUGGGAAGAGGUUUUUUUGGUCAGGACAUUUAAAAUCACACCAGAGAAGACACACUGGAGAGAAGCCUUACAGCUGUGAUCAAUGUGGGAAGAGUUUUACUCAGUCAAGCAACCUGAUAUCACACCGGAGAACACACACAAGAGAGAAAUAUCACAGCUGCUCUGAUUGUGGAAAGAGAUGCACCUCUUUAGUAACCCUUAGAAUACACCAGAGAAUCCACACAGGAGUGAAAUGUUAUAGCUGUGAUCAAUGUGGAAAGAGUUUUACUCAGUCAAACAACCUGAUAUCACACCAGAGAACACAUACAGGAGAGAAGCCUUACCACUGCUCUGACUGCGGGAAGAGUUUCUCCAGAUCAGAUUCUCUAAAAAGACACCGGAGAACACACACAGGUGAGAAAUCUCAUAGCUGUGAACAAUGUGACAAGAGAUACUCUGAUAAAAGAUCUCUGAUUAAACAUCAGAAAAUUCAUACAUGAAGGAGUUGUUCUAUGAUAUCAAUUAAAUAAUAAUGAGUAUUUUGACGAUGUUCUAUUGAUUUCAGGGUAAUAUGGAUAUUAGCCUCAUCAGGGGAAAAAUCCAGGUUCUGAAUUGAAAGAGUACUAUUUAACAACAAAAAAGUGUUGCGUUACACUUACCGCAUUGUUGACCCAAGUGAAUUAAAAUGCAACAUUUCAAAAUGUAGUUAGCUGUUUGCUACUAAUUGUUGUCUCACCGGUGAUGUACACAUUUUUCCCAGAUUCCGUGUGGUUUUUGAUCUGUUAGUUUUAACAGGACGUGCAACUUCAUCUCCCCCCCUCUCGCGCAAUUUAUUUCCAAGUGAUAUCGAUAUGAGUGAUGACAAAUAAGUGUUGCUUUUCUCUUAGUUUUGGGGACCCAUACAUUUAAAUGCAUCACUCCAAAAUGUAGAUGACAGUCUUCUGCAAAUUGUUGUUAUUACACUACUGAAGAAACAUGACUCAAAUCACCUCAUAUUUCAAACAUCCAGUCUGACAAAAUAUACAUGUUUUAUUAUUCCAUGGCUCCACCAUUAAGUUCAUUAUUGCUAAUACCUAUUAACAAAGGGGUGUACAUUUGGCUUUGAUAUUGAAUAUUUCAUAACAUUUUCAAUUCAUGUAACAUUUGCAACCAAAUGACAAUUUUUAUACAUGUUUAUAAAACAAUGUAAAACAAGCUUAUAUUUUGGGUUGGAUAUUACAUCCUAGUCUUACUAUUUUAGUCAAUGGCAUUUCCUUAGAAUGCUCAUUAGUCUUUCAGUUAUUAUUGUUAUUCUUUAGUUUUUUUUAUCCUUAUGAUUGUUGUGUAGGAAAUAUUCGUUUUUAUUUUCAUUGUUUUCCAUUAGUUUUUUCCUGUGAAGCCAUGUCUGAAAUGUGCUGUAUAAAUGAAGCUUGAUUUGAUUUGAACAUAUUGCAAAACAAAAUAACCCAAUGACCGACCAAUUUUUUGGUACAAUUAUAUUGUUUUCUAACAAUGUAAUAAAACAAGCUUAUAUUUUUGGUUGGAUAUUCCGUCCUAUUCUUACUAUUUUAAUCAAUGGCAUUUCCUUCGAAUGCUUAUUAGUCUUUCAGCUUUUAUUGUUAUUCUUUAGUUUGUUAUCCAUAUGAUUGUUGUGUAGUAAAUAUUUCAGAAUUUAUUUUUAAUUUAAAAAAAAUUCCCUGUGAAGCACGUUGCUUUGCAUCCAUGUCUGACGUGUGCUAUAUAAAUAAAGCUUGAUUUGAUUUGAACAUAUUGUAAAACAAAUUAACACAAUGACCGACCAAUCAACAGACUCUUGCAAAACAAAAGAACAAAUAUGUGUAAAAGCAACACAUAUCUUGGUCCAUCUUAGUACGAUAAACUAUAAAUUCAGUAUAGGGCGGCAGGUAGCCUAGUGGUUAGAGCGUUGGGCCAGUAACCGAACAGUUUCUGGAUCGAAUCCCAGAGCUGACAAGGUAAAAAUCUGUUCCUUGGUAGGCCGUCAUUGUAAAUAAGAAUUUGUUCUCAACUGACUUGCCUAUUUAAAUAAAGGUUAAAGAAAAAAAGAGUUUCCAUUGUGUAAAAAUAGUGCAUGGUAUGUAAGUUUAUCACUUUUCAACCAAUCCACUACAUUUUUGUUGAAAAUGUUGAAAUUGUAGUGUAAUAUGUAGGUUGGUGGAAAGGAUCCAACCAUUAUGUAGGUUGGUGGAAAUGAUCCAACCAUUAUGUAGGUUAGUGGAAAUGAUCCAACCAUUAUGUAGGUUGGUGGAAAUGAUCCAACCAUUAUGUAGGUUAGUGGAAAUGAUCCAACCAUUAUGUAGGUUGGUGGAAAUCCCCAUCGACUGAGGAUGAGGUGUCUCCAUUUUGUAGAUGUGUAAUAAUGAUGUUGAAUAAUAAUAAACUACAUUCAUCAA